UCCUGGAGAUGGCGGGAGAAAUGUCCAUGAUUGGUUCGGUGAUUCUGGCUCUGCUCCUGGCUGGUUAUCUGGGCCAGCAGUACCUACCUCCCCCCAAACCCAAAGUAAUCGGUCUGGACCUGGGUACUACCUUCUGCUCGGUCGGGGUCUUCCACCCGGGUAGCGGGGAGGUGGAGGUGGUGGCGGACGCGGAGGGGAGGAAGAGCAUCCCCAGCGCCGUCACCUUCACUGCCGCCGCGGUGCUGGCCGGGCACGAAGCUCUGGAGCUGGGCGACAUCAACCCGCACAACACCGUGUACGACGCCAAGAGGUUCAUCGGGAAGAAGUUCGAGGCAGGUGUGCUGGAGGAGGAGAGCUCCAGGUACCCGUUCAAGGUGAUAAACAACAAUGGCAGCGCAGAGUUUGUGAUCUCCACCAACCACACCUUCACCGUGAGCCCGGAGUUCAUCGGCUCCAGGCUGCUGCUGAAAAUGAAGAAGAUGGCUGAGCGUCAGCUGGGCGUGCUCAUCCAGAAGGCGGUCAUCUCAGUGCCGGCAGAGUUUGACGAGAGGCAGAGGAACUACACCGUCAGAGCCGCUAACCUCGCAGGUUUGGAGAUCCUGCGAGUGAUCAAUGAGCCCACGGCUGCAGCCAUGGCCUACGGCCUGCACAAGGUGGACGUGUUCAACGUGCUGGUUGUGGACCUUGGGGGAGGGACGCUGGACGUGUCUCUGCUCAACAAACAGGGGGGCAUGUUCCUCACUAGGGCAAUGGCAGGGAACAACAAGCUGGGGGGUCAGGACUUCAGCCAGAGGCUGCUCCAGUACACCACCCAGCUGGUUCUGAAGGAGUUCGGUGUUCCCCCCACCCUGAAGCAGGACAUCCACCGUCUCCGACAGGCCGUGGAGGCCGCCAAGCUCAACCUCACCCUCCACCCCAGCGCCAUGAUCAGAGUGCCCCUCAACCUUCACGGCAGCUCCCAGUCCCCUGAAGGCACUGCUCCGGUCCUCUUCCAGACCCAGGUCACCCGCCAGCUGUUCGAGGAGCUCAACGAGGACCUCUUCCUGAAGGUCCUGGCUCCUGUGAAGACCGUGCUGGUCGAGGGCCACCUGGAAAAGGAGGACGUGGAUGAGAUUGUUCUGGUGGGGGGGUCCACCAGGAUCCCACGGAUCAGGAGGCUGAUCAGCGAGUUCUUUGGGAAGGAUCCCAACACAUCUGUAGACCCUGACCUGGCCGUGGUGACGGGCGUGGCCAUCCAGGCCGGCAUCAUGGGCGGCUCGUGGCCUUUACAGGUGAGCGCCAUCGAAAUCCCCAACAGACACCUGCGCAAGACCAACUUCAGCUGAAAGGAAAUGUGAAAACUUCAGCCUAGAGAACUUUUUGCCCACGCUUCAGCUAAUGUCUGCUGCUGGGUGGAGCUUGUUGAAACAUUUGGCUCCGCCCUCUGCUUGCGAAAGGUGGCAAAGUGUUGAACCAACUUCCUGUCGUGGCGUCCGGGAUC
Nematolebias whitei (Rio pearlfish) is the source of this 1480-nucleotide messenger RNA. RefSeq names its product heat shock protein 70 family, member 13 (gene hspa13). The record is from RefSeq and is a predicted model, not a curated record. Gene Ontology annotation, cellular component: cytosol; plasma membrane; nucleus. Gene Ontology annotation, molecular function: ATP-dependent protein folding chaperone; ATP binding; heat shock protein binding. The transcript has 5 exons. Gene Ontology annotation, biological process: vesicle-mediated transport; protein refolding; cellular response to unfolded protein. NCBI's taxonomy places the organism in Eukaryota, Metazoa, Chordata, Actinopteri, Cyprinodontiformes, Rivulidae. Bases 9 to 1325 code for a protein of 438 amino acids.